Molecule: messenger RNA, 1467 nt
Organism: Daucus carota subsp. sativus
Lineage: Eukaryota; Viridiplantae; Streptophyta; Magnoliopsida; Apiales; Apiaceae
Product: receptor like protein 29
Exons: 1
Coding region: 1-1359 (452 amino acids)
Molecular function (GO): protein binding
Source: RefSeq, a predicted model, not a curated record
AUGCAUUGUUCACUUGCACUCCCACUCCUCCUGCUCUUCAUCUCAUUUCUUUCCAUAUCUUCCACCAAUCAACAACAUCAAAAGAAAAAUCUGCAGCCAAACAGCAUGGAUCCAGCUGAACUAGAGAUUCUGUUCAAGAUCAUGGAAAGCAUGUCUUCUGAUAAACCCUGGAGAAUCACCUAUCCAAAUCCUUGUAAGUCUGGCUCAUCCUGGAUGGGAAUUGAAUGCAAACCUGGGAAUGACAGUCACCUUCAUGUCACUAGACUUGACUUUGGAUCACCACCAAAUCCAAAAUGCAAGAUCAGAUCCACAUUUCCUUCACAAAUAUUUGAUCUUCCGUAUCUUCAAGCUGCUUUCUUCACCAAAUGUUUCACUCAUACCAAAACCAUGCUCACCAUCUCACAAUUCAAGCUCUUCAAGUCAAAACUACAACAGCUCAGCUUGCGUUCUAAUCUAGCCAUAAUUGGCCCAAUUCCACCUCAAAUAUCAUCCUUAAAGUCUCUUCAAAUCCUAACAUUGUCACAAAAUCGCCUCACUGGGCCAAUUCCAAAACAAAUUUGUGAAUUAACUUCUCUGGAGCAUCUUGAUUUGAGCUACAACUUCUUGUCUGGGAUAAUACCAAACCAGUUGGGCGGUCUGACAAACCUUGUAGUUCUUGAUUUCAGCUAUAAUUCACUCACCAAACAGAUACCGGACACAAUUGGCAAACUGUCUAUGCUUCAAAAGCUCGACUUGAGCUCAAACUUACUUGCAGGAAGCCUACCUAACAGCAUUGAAAAGCUCAUUUCCCUAGUUUUCUUGGCUUUGAGCAACAACAGAUUAAAGGGAAAUAUGCCUAAAGGCUUAGCAAAGUUGCAAAAUUUACAGUACUUCAUUAUGGAUGAUAAUCCAAUGUUUAUACCACUAUCGGAAGAGUUUGGUCAGUUACAUAAACUACAAGAGCUUAGGCUUGCUAAUUCUGGGUAUUCUGGCACAAUACCAGCAACCUUCUCACAGCUCUUAAAUUUGAGCACUCUAUCACUUCAAAACAACCGAUUAACCGGCGACAUACCGGUUAGUUUUGGCAAUCUGUCUCAUAUAUAUCACUUGAAUCUAAGUAGAAACUUUUUAGGUGGUCAGGUACCUUUUACAUCAACUUUCCUUCAGAGGUUAGGGAAGAACUUGGAUCUUAGUGGCAAUCCAGGGUUGUGUAUGAGUCCAGCUGAAGCAUAUGGUGUCAAGAGAAUUGGAGUCAAUAUUUGUGGAAACAAUAAAACCACUUCUUUGAUCAAGCCAUUGAAGCAUUCUGAAGCUCCCUCACUUGGGUGCACCAAGUUAUUCUUUCUUCUUAAUGUGUUCUUUCUUUUGUAUUUGCACUAAAUAAUUUUUUUUAAAAUUUCAGAUUCUACUUCUUGACUGUCUCUAUGUAUUUUACUUCACUUCUAUUCCAGCAUUUUCAUCAUUAUAUAUGAGCUUAUUAUUUGAUUC